Ilex paraguariensis (yerba mate) is the source of this 883-nucleotide messenger RNA. NCBI's taxonomy places the organism in Eukaryota, Viridiplantae, Streptophyta, Magnoliopsida, Aquifoliales, Aquifoliaceae. The record is from the annotation of a GenBank genome assembly.
CCUCUCCUCUAAGCAUCUGUACGAGCUUUGAGUGGCCAAAGGCUUUCAAAGUUUCAACUUCAACUUUCAAGUUUCACAAAUGGCGAUAUGGAUUCUGUUUCAUUUUCUUGUCCUUCUUCUAUUAGAGCUCACCAACGCGAAUGUGGAGGGAGAUGCUCUUUAUGCAUUGAGAAGAGCUGUUAAUGACCCACAAUACGUCUUGCAGAGCUGGGAUCCUACGUUGGUGGAUCCAUGUACUUGGUUUCAUGUCACUUGUGAUGCCGAUAAUCGGGUCACCCGACUUGACCUUGGAAACGCAAAGCUGUCGGGCAAUCUAGUUCCCGAGUUAGGGAAGCUCGAGCGUCUUCAGUAUUUGGAGCUAUACAUGAACAAGCUAGUGGGACCAAUACCAAGUGAACUAGGAGGACUCAAGAGCCUAGUAAGCUUGGAUCUUUAUCACAAUAACCUCACUGGUCACAUCCCUCCAUCACUUUCCACCCUCUCCAAUCUCAGAUUCCUGCGACUGAACCAUAACAGGUUGACCGGAAGAAUACCUAGAGAGCUUACCAAGCUUGGAAACAUCAAGAUUCUAGAUGUAUCAAACAAUGAUUUGUGUGGUACAAUUCCAACCUCGGGCUCUUUCUCUAAGCUCACAGAGAAAAGUUUUAUGAAUAAUCCAAGACUCGAGGGACCUGAGCUAAUGGGAUUUGUAAGAUAUGAUGUAGGAGAUUGCAAUUGAAGAAACCAAGUGACAACUGGUUUUGGUUGUGUGCGGUGGGAAGUGCCUUAUUUUGAAAAAUAUCUAGUACUGUCAAUACUACUUAGACCCCAAAGGAGCUUCCUUAUAUUAAUUCGUAUAUGUAAAGAUAGAGCUUCCUUGAAAGGAGAAUCUCAUCUCCAGGCC